Molecule: messenger RNA, 1649 nt
Organism: Nymphaea colorata (pocket water lily)
Lineage: Eukaryota; Viridiplantae; Streptophyta; Magnoliopsida; Nymphaeales; Nymphaeaceae
Product: ribosomal RNA small subunit methyltransferase, chloroplastic
Exons: 10
Coding region: 209-1189 (326 amino acids)
Biological process (GO): rRNA methylation
Cellular component (GO): mitochondrial matrix
Molecular function (GO): rRNA (adenine-N6,N6-)-dimethyltransferase activity
Source: RefSeq, a predicted model, not a curated record
AAUCUGCCGCAUUCUUUUCUUGCCGUUUCUGAUUUCACAGGGAUAUUUCGGUCAUUCGUGGUUACCAGAUCACCCCUUUAUCGAUAUCCUACCCGCUCUUCGGCCUUGCCUCCGAACUCGCAAGUCCCCAUUUAAGUCUGAAUUCUUCCAUGCCGGCCUCCUACACAUGCAGAAUAACUUGUCGUUGUUGGGAGUUUGCUAAACGAAGAUGGUUUCUCUCGCUCACACAGUACAAUUGCCAGUCCACAAAUGGGGUUCUUGUGGUCUUCCUUAUAAACCAAGCAGGACAAGCUUUUACGUGGUUGGAAGCAACAGAGACGACGACUAUCACGCUACUCUCAGAGCUCUUAAGGCCAGAGGCCGUACCCCCAGAAGGUCCCUUGGCCAGCAUUACAUGUUGAAUUCCACCAUCAAUGAACAACUUGUAAAUCUGGCUGAAGUAAAGGGUGGGGAUGUGGUAUUAGAGAUAGGACCUGGAACAGGUUCUUUAACAAAUAUUCUUGUAAAUGUAGGUGCAAAAGUUAUUGCAAUCGAAAAGGAUCCUCAUAUGGCCAUGCAUGUUAGAGAAAGAUUUGGAGAUAUGGGCCAUGUUAUGGUUUUGCAAGAGGACUUCACCAGGUGUCAUAUUCGUUCUCACAUGGAAUCUUUACUGGAGAAAACAUCAAAGGAAGGUUCAGGAUAUGCAAAAGUUGUCUCCAAUAUCCCUUUUAAUAUAAGCACCGAAGUGAUCAAACAACUUCUUCCCAUGGGUGAUAUAUUUUCAGAAGUAGUUCUUUUACUCCAGGACGAAACUGCCUUGCGCUUGGUUGAUGCUUCUUUGCGAACAUCUGAGUACCGUCCAGUCAAUAUUUUUGUGAACUUUUAUUCAGAACCCGAAUACAAGUUUAAAGUCUCGAGGACCAAUUUUUUCCCCCAACCAAAUGUUGAUGGAGCUAUUGCUAAAUUUAAACUAAAGCAGCCAUCAGAUUAUCCACAAGUCACGUCAACAAAAACCUUCUUCUCCAUGGUGAAUGCUGCAUUUAAUGGGAAGCGGAAGAUGCUAAGAAGAUCACUUCAGCAUUUGUCCACGCCUGCUGAGAUUGAAAAUGCACUUGAAAAUCUUGGCCUUCUUGUAACGUCACGUCCCGAGGAGCUCACAUUGGAUGAUUUUGUGGGGUUACACAAUUUCCUAUUUAAAGGGAAGAACUGAUUUUGCAAAUUAUUUAUGAAAGCUCUGACAGUUAUUCAGCAAGAAUGUACUUCUUGAACCAACGGAUAUUACACUGCAAGUCAUGACCAGAUAAACUACAAAGUGGCCAAAGAUGAAACAUACUCUCUUUAUUGUAAGCUGAUAUCCUGCAUCUGCCAGAGAGUGAAACACAUCAGCUUUUGGAAUGCUGAAGAAUUGGGAUGACCAUGUCGAAGGCUAGAUGCAUUCUGGAAUCUAUUCGUGACGCAGAACUCGGCUGACCUACUUGAUGGCUCAUUGGUAGACGCUGCUGAGGUUGGACUGCACGUUGGACCAGCCAAAUGCAUGGCUACAGUUUCAAGUAUUUGUAUUAGUUUCAAGUAUUUGUAUUAUAGUUUGCGAGGAGUAGACAAGGUAUCACAUUAUAAGAAAUCUCAUCUUCUAUCAGAAUCAUUUUCUGCAGUCCGGGUUGAUUGACUUA